CUUCCCGGGGCGGAGCGGGGCGGCUCCGGCUGUCUGCAAAUAGAAGUGAACUGACAACUCUGAUACUUUUUGGUUCCAAAGAAGAUGAAGAUCCCCUGUUUGCUGCUGAGAUUCCCUCGUUGUUAUUUCUCCAGAAGAACUUACUUCAUGAACUUUCGCUUCACUUCCCCGGCAGAUUUCCCGGGCCUUGAGUCUCCCAGGCCAGCACAUCACUGUCGCACAAAAUGGAUUUGUUCAUCAAACGCUUUGAGGAGAGAGCUGUGCCAGCAGGCAGCCCCUGAGCUGCAAGCAGAGGAGCUUUCUGACCAGGAGCAGAGACUCAUAGACAGACUUUACCAGGGGCUAAUCCAGGGCCACAGAGCCUGCUUAGCCGAAUCCAUUACACUCAUAGAAUCAACUCAGAGUAGGAAGAAGAAAGUAGCCCAGGUGCUCCUUCAGAAGGUAUUAUCCUACCACAGGGAACAAGAAAAUUUAAAUCAAGGAAAGCCACUUGCCUUUAGAGUGGGGUUGUCUGGUCCUCCUGGUGCUGGAAAGUCGACCUUCAUAGAAUGCUUUGGGAAGAUGCUUACGGAAAGAAACCACAAAGUGGCUGUGUUGGCUGUGGACCCUUCCUCUAGUACAAGUGGUGGUUCCCUGCUGGGUGAUAAAACAAGGAUGACUGAGUUGUCAAGAGACAUGAAUGCAUACAUCAGACCAUCUCCAACCAGUGGGACACUGGGAGGUGUCACAAGGACCACAAAUGAAGCCAUUCUGCUGUGUGAAGGAGGAGGCUACGAUGUUGUUCUCGUGGAAACAGUGGGUGUGGGCCAGUCAGAAUUUGCUGUGGCUGAUAUGGUUGAUAUGUUUAUAUUACUGCUACCACCUGCGGGUGGAGAUGAAUUACAGGGCAUCAAGCGGGGCAUCAUUGAGGUGGCAGACCUGGUUGCUAUCAACAAGGCUGAUGGUGACUUGGUUGUGCCUGCCCGGCGGAUCCAGGCUGAGUACGUCAGCGCCAUGAAGCUGCUCCGCAAGCGUUCCAAGGUUUGGAGGCCAAAGGUGAUGCGCGUCUCCGCCAAGACCGGCGAGGGCGUCUCGGAGCUGUGGGACAAGAUGGCCGAGUUCCGCGAGCUCGCGCUCGGCAGCGGCGAGCUGCUGGCCAGGCGGCGCCGGCAGCAGAAGGUGUGGAUGUGGAACCUCAUCCAGGAGAACGUGCUGCAGCACUUCCGCACGCACCUGGCCGUCAAGGAUAAGAUCCCGCUUCUGGAGGAAAAGGUUCUUGCUGGGCUCCUGUCUCCUGGGCUGGCAGCUGACCUGCUGCUGAAGGCAUUCAAAGAUGGUCUCUAAGCAUUGUUUGUACUCUGCUCUUGAUGGGUGCUUUAUGUGAAACUUGUGAACGUUAAAUGCACUUUUUCUAUGUGUUGAUUCUGAUCUCUGCAGCUGAAAUGAUUCUGUACUCUGCAGAAGAAUUCUGUUGGAUUCUGUAUGUGCAGCGAUCAUGACAAAUCUAAACACUCACUAAGAGACUACUACACGCUAUUGGAAAAAAAUAAACUUCCAAAUCUUCUGUUUCUA
This is a messenger RNA of Melospiza georgiana, 1551 nucleotides long. RefSeq names its product metabolism of cobalamin associated A (gene MMAA). The transcript has 7 exons. Gene Ontology annotation, molecular function: GTP binding; GTPase activity. The coding region runs from base 85 to 1323 and encodes 412 amino acids. NCBI's taxonomy places the organism in Eukaryota, Metazoa, Chordata, Aves, Passeriformes, Passerellidae. Gene Ontology annotation, cellular component: cytoplasm. The record is from RefSeq and is a predicted model, not a curated record.